This is a messenger RNA of Pipistrellus kuhlii (Kuhl's pipistrelle), 1296 nucleotides long. RefSeq names its product sperm equatorial segment protein 1 (gene SPESP1). Gene Ontology annotation, biological process: fusion of sperm to egg plasma membrane involved in single fertilization; acrosome reaction. NCBI's taxonomy places the organism in Eukaryota, Metazoa, Chordata, Mammalia, Chiroptera, Vespertilionidae. Bases 148 to 1116 code for a protein of 322 amino acids. The transcript has a single exon. The record is from RefSeq and is a predicted model, not a curated record. Gene Ontology annotation, cellular component: acrosomal vesicle.
UUUUCUCCUUAAGGAAUAACUGUGACACCUGAUGAAGAAAAAAACUUGAAUCAUUAUGUACAAGUUUUACAGAAUCUACAACUAAGGGUUCCCACUAGGGCGCCAGGCCAAGAGAAAAUAUCAGUGUCUCCAAAUAACAUUUAUUCUAUGAGACAGACGACUUCAAAUAACAUUUAUUCUAUGAGACAGAAGACUUCAAAUAACGUUAAUUCUGUGAGACCGAAGUCUUCAAAUAACGUUUAUUCUAUGAGACCAAAGGUAUCACAGUUUAAAGAGUUAAUUUCACAUGAUAAAGUUUCAACUGAGAAUGAUGUUUUAAGUGACCCUAUCAGUGAUAAAGCUACACGUUUCCCUACUAAAGACUUCCAACCUGAAAUAAGGAGGAACAAACAUACUAAAAAUACACCAUUCUGGUCGAUUAAACCAAAUAAUAUUUCUGUUAUUUUAAGUUCAAAAGUACCUUAUAUUGACAGAGAGCCACAGCCACAGCCAGAGCCAGAGCCAGAGUCAGAGGAGUCACAAACUGAGACAUCAAUGUUUUGGCCAAAUGUUACUGAAUUACCUCCAAGUUCUUCCAGGAUGAGCACUGACUGGGAUACCUCCACAGAACUAGAAGAUGUUCCUCAGCUAUCAGGGGAAUAUGAAAUACCAAUAUAUGAAAGUCAUCCACUAAUUUUGAGUGACGAAGAAAUUUUGGAUAAAAUAUCAGAUAUUCGUUCGGAAGCACAACACGUACCUCUUGUUGAGAGCCUCAAGCCAGAAUAUAGAGAGGACAUUCAAGCCUCUAAAGAGAACCUAAAACGAAGCCUUGCUUUAGCAGAAGCAGCAGAACACAGAUUACAAAAAAUGUAUAGAUCCCAGUUAUUACCAGUAGGACGCAGCAGUUUUCUAAGUGAUGACAUUGAAACUGUUAUUAACACGCUGUAUAACUCUAGAUCUAAGUUAUCUCAAUAUUUAGAUAUUAAAUAUGCUCCAAUAGAUAUGAGACAGAAAGCUAUUACAGUAAUACGUAUAUUGAAAAACAGAUUAUGUACAAAUCGACUAGAAUCUCAAAACCUUAUUAGGCAGUUAUUAAACAAUAAUAUAAAAAUUUUAAACCUACUUGAUGUUCCAUAACAAAGGUGAUCUAAGAAAACUGGGCAUUCAUUAACAGGAGAAAUAAGCGUACUAGUAAUUCAAAAGUUAUAUAAAAUAUUUUCUAUUGUAGUUCAGUGUGCUCACAUCUUUACAUAUCAUAUGUUAUGAACAUUUUUCAUAUGCACUAAUAUGCCUAAAAUUUUAAAAUAAAAGUUUGGU